ACAUGGAGCCGGACAUGGAGGACAAAACGUUAGAGCUCAUGAACACGUCAGGUAUGGACUCCCAUACUGGAGAGAUUUCCCCAAAGACCACCACAGUAUUUAAGACCAGGAACUAACUUGCUGUUGGAAAUUAGUGUUUACAUAUCCACGAACAGCAAAAGACAACGUGAUGCAACGUGAUGCACAGCAGUGAAGGCUGGAUACUGACUAGCAACUAUCUACUGUUAUCUAAAACCAACACCACAUGGAUCACUAACGGCCCCCUGUCGGGCUCCAGAAAGCGGCCGUCAGAGGGCAACUACGAGAAGGAGAAGGACGUGUGCAUCCAGCUGUUUGACCAGUGGUCCGAGGCCGACCAGGUGGAGUUUGUGGAGCACCUGAUAUCACGCAUGUGUCACUAUCAGCACGGCCACAUCAACUCGUACCUCAAACCCAUGCUCCAGAGAGACUUUAUCACGGCACUGCCAGCUCAGGGUCUAGACCACAUAGCGGAGAACAUCCUGUCCUUCUUGGAUGCGCGCUCAUUGUGUUCGGCUGAGCUGGUGUGUAAGGAGUGGCAGCGUGUCAUUUCGGAGGGCAUGCUGUGGAAAAAGCUGAUAGAGCGCAUGGUGCGAACCGACCCGCUUUGGAAAGGUCUCUCCGAGAGACACCAGUGGGAGAAGUACUUAUUCAAGAACCGCACUACAGAAGUCCCACCGAACUCCUACUACCGAUCUCUGUACCCCAAAAUCAUUCAGGACAUCGAGACCAUUGAGGCAAACUGGCGCUGUGGACGGCACAACCUUCAGAGGAUCCAAUGCAGGUCUGAGAACAGUAAAGGAGUCUACUGCCUCCAGUACGACGACGACAAGAUCAUCAGCGGCCUCAGAGACAACUCCAUCAAGAUUUGGGAUAAGCAGUCUUUGGAGUGUUUGAAGAUUCUGACGGGACACACAGGGUCAGUGCUAUGUCUGCAGUACGACGAGCGAGUCAUCGUUACCGGUUCCUCAGACUCCACUGUUAGGGUAUGGGACGUGAACUCGGGUGAGGUGCUGAACACUCUGAUCCACCACAACGAGGCCGUGCUGCAUCUGCGCUUCUGUAACGGCCUGAUGGUGACCUGCUCCAAAGACCGCUCCAUCGCCGUGUGGGACAUGGCUUCGCCGACUGACAUCAGCCUGCGCCGUGUGCUCGUGGGUCACAGGGCCGCCGUCAACGUGGUCGACUUCGACGACAAGUACAUCGUCUCAGCCUCUGGGGACCGUACCAUUAAGGUGUGGAGCACGAGUACCUGCGAGUUUGUACGCACUCUGAACGGCCACAAGCGAGGAAUUGCCUGCCUUCAGUACAGAGACCGACUCGUGGUUAGCGGCUCAUCGGACAACACCAUCAGGCUAUGGGAUAUCGAGUGUGGCGCCUGUUUGCGAGUUUUGGAAGGGCACGAGGAGCUGGUGCGCUGCAUUCGCUUUGACAACAAGAGGAUCGUCAGUGGUGCUUAUGACGGAAAAAUUAAGGUAUGGGACCUGCAGGCUGCCUUGGAUCCACGGGCUCCAGCCAGCACCCUGUGUCUGCGAACACUGGUGGAGCACUCGGGCCGUGUGUUCCGGUUGCAGUUUGACGAGUUCCAGAUCAUCAGCAGUUCCCAUGACGACACCAUUCUCAUCUGGGACUUCUUGAAUGUGUCAAGUAACGGACAAAUGGAAGGGCGGUCGCCAUCGCGCACAUAUACGUACAUAUCCAGAUAGCAGGGUGGCCCUGGAAACGCGGAGUAUGUGAGUGUGUGUGCGCGGGACUGUCCUGAUGACCGAGUCUCUGUGGUUGUGUGCCAGGAUCAGAGGUCGAGGAACGCCACCCCUGUCCUCCCCUCAUCCUCCUCUCUAUCCCAACCUUCACCCCCCUUUUUUUUUUUAUUUAAUUUUUUUUUUUUUAUUUGAGCCCCUCUUGAACACAAACACACACCCAUACACACUCACACGUGCGGAAACACACAAAUGCACAACGAGCUCCCUUUCUGCUGAGGAGGAGAUUGAGAUGCCGUUAAGGACGAGCUUUUAACUCCGCUCAGAUAUCCGGCCUGACCGCUGCCCUAGCCCCGCCUCCGGGCCCAAGGACUAUUUAUCUCUUGGUAUUUUUAUUUCUCAUGUUUUUGUGGAAAAAAAAAAAACAAGAAAAAAUGAAAAACGGAAAAUGGAAGUGAAUCUUCUGUGAGGACUGUGGGUUUUUUCUUUUUUUUUUUUCCUUUUUUUUGCAUGAAUGAAUGAUGGGACUGUAAAAGACAGUCAAGCCCUAUUUUCCUCUAUUGCUUUUUUUAUUGUAAUUUUCCCUUCUUUUUUUAUUUGGGAGAUCAUCUUUUUUUGUUUUUGCUUCCUUUGUGAUGUACUAAUCCCUGUAGUUUUCUUCUUUUUUUGAAUUCCUCUCCAGUCUGUUCCCCUUCCACGUCCUUUUCUUAGCUCUAGCUUUAUCUCUCUUCCUCUCUUUCUUAUUCCGUCUUGGUCCCUUUCGCUGUCUGCUCGUCUAGGUUCCGAAUGACCCCUAACUGAUCGCGGUUUAGUUGUAAACAGAAAUGUCUUGUCUAAAAUGGUGUUGUAUAUUGAAAAGAUUUUUUAAAGGAAAAAAACAUUAUUAUUAUUAUUAAUAAGAAUAAAGUACUUGACUGUGAAGGAGUGUUAACAAA
Silurus meridionalis is the source of this 2653-nucleotide messenger RNA. RefSeq names its product F-box and WD repeat domain containing 11b (gene fbxw11b). Bases 180 to 1724 code for a protein of 514 amino acids. The transcript has 14 exons. The record is from RefSeq and is a predicted model, not a curated record. Gene Ontology annotation, molecular function: protein dimerization activity. Lineage: Eukaryota; Metazoa; Chordata; Actinopteri; Siluriformes; Siluridae.